Lingula anatina is the source of this 1376-nucleotide messenger RNA. Its product is annotated as protein N-terminal glutamine amidohydrolase. Lineage: Eukaryota; Metazoa; Brachiopoda; Lingulata; Lingulida; Lingulidae. The record is from RefSeq and is a predicted model, not a curated record. Gene Ontology annotation, cellular component: nucleus; cytosol. Gene Ontology annotation, molecular function: protein-N-terminal asparagine amidohydrolase activity; protein-N-terminal glutamine amidohydrolase activity.
ACACUUUUGGAAGCCGUCUUGCAAACGAGAUCUCGAAUAUGUCUGCGCCCGUUGACAGGGUUAGGUUCGAUGGUUCGGGUUGACUACGAAAAACCUUGACGCCUAGCUGGUUGAGAAGCUUUACUGUACACAAAACUGCAACAUUCUUCCAAACAUUGUUGUCUUACUCAGCGUGCCUGAUGUCCAAUAUCAUUCCAAAGAGAGAGAAAUGUGUUUACACUAGUUGCUACUGUGAGGAAAACAUAUGGAAGUUAUGUGAGCAUGUGAAACAUACACACCCAGAAGAGAUUGAUUGUUUUUACAUUGUUUUCAUUUCCAACAAGAACAAGACAAUACCAAUCUGGAUGCAAAGAGCAGCUGACAACCCAAAUGAUGCAGUGGUUUGGGAUUACCAUGUGAUAUUAGUACAGAAAUCCACUUCAUCCAGUUUUGUCUACGACCUUGACACACUUUUAUCUUUUCCUUGCCCAUUUGAUGAAUAUGCGGAAAAAGCUUUGGGACAAGAAAACAGAUUUCAGAAAAAAUAUAUCAGGUAUUUCAGAGUUAUCCCAGCAAAAAUAUUUUUAGAAACCUUUGCUUCUGAUAGAUCUCAUAUGUUCUCAGAUGGGGAGUGGAAAAUGCCACCACCUGAUUACCCUUGUAUAAAAACAGAAGAGUGUACAAAUAAUCUGGAUGACUUUAUAUCUAUGGAUCCUAGGAUUAAGCAUGGAGAGGUUUUCGUACUUAAGGAUUUUGUACACCAUUUUUCAUCCUUUCAUUCCUGACCAGGAAGUACCAGUAUUGUGGACAAAAGUAAGGGAUUGAUGAAGACUUGAAAUAUAUUUUGGACGUGGUACAGUUUGCUAAGGAAGAUCCUAGGCAUGUAUGCAGUAUGUUGUUCACCAAGGACAAAAAAUGUAUGAAGUAUGUCUGAACAUGUUAAGCUGCUGCCCUUAACAGAUGCAAUCAAGUUGUUGGAUAUAAUUAUUUGAUGACAAAAAUCAAGUGAGAAUAGGCAAGAAAAGCAAAAUGGUAAAAUUCCUAUCAGAAUCCAAUGAUUGUAACAGGGAAAGUGCAACUUUUCUUAAGUCUUUCACUUGCUCACAUACAGGGCUUGGAACAAACUGUUUGAUCAUUCUCAAACAGAACACUAUGCAGCUUCAACCUGCCUAUGGCAAGGAAUUAAUAAAUGGAGUUGUUAGGAGAUAUAUAAAGAAUGUAACAUAUUUAAUUUUACCACUGAGAGAGCAACCCACUUGGAUGUCAGAUAUUUUUAUUUAACAGAUUAAAGGUUUGAGGUUUGUUAUAUUUAAAUUGUAUCAUAUUGUUAAUAAUAAAAUGUAAACUCGUUUUAAUAAGAACUUUUUUAAAUUGAACAGACGACUCAAAUUUAUCAU